This is a messenger RNA of Carassius auratus (goldfish), 624 nucleotides long. Its product is annotated as fucolectin-like. The coding region runs from base 1 to 624 and encodes 207 amino acids. The transcript is spliced from 6 exons. The record is from RefSeq and is a predicted model, not a curated record. NCBI's taxonomy places the organism in Eukaryota, Metazoa, Chordata, Actinopteri, Cypriniformes, Cyprinidae.
AUGGCCGAAAAUCUGGCAGUAGAUGGAGCUGCUAUACAGUCGUCAACAUCUGCAGACUGGUUUGCUGAAAAGGCCAUUGAUCGAGGUCUCCAGCAGUUGUAUACUGGAUGCUCCUCAACUAUUCCUGAGAAUAACCCAUGGUGGAGGCUGGAUCUGCGUCAUAUCUACAGAGUUAGUAAAGUGGUCAUCACUAAUAGAAAAGACUGCUGUGCAGAACGAAUAAACGGAACAGAGAUUCGUAUCGGAAACUCUUUGGAGAAUAAUGGCACCAACAAUCCCAUAUGUGCUGUUAUUCCUGCUAUUCCAGCAGGUGAGUCCUAUAGCUACUCAUGUGAUGGGAUGGAGGGACGUUACGUGAAUCUGAUCAUUCCUGGAGACAUGAAGACUCUCACUCUGUGUGAGGUGAAGGUCUAUGGAGAAGGUCCCUUUUUAAAAAGAUCAUUUAUAAAACUGAUGUUUGAUUCCAGCAAAGAUUUGACCGAUUCUACAAUGAGAGAAAAUAUUCUGAAACAGUUGGGAUCUGCUCUGGUUGAUAGAGGAUUCACAGAUGUGACAUUGAGUUGGUCUCAAAUCCCUAAACAGGAAGUUAUGCAGAAUGUGAACACUGGCAAAAGAAGCCAGUGA